AACCGUCAUUCUCUAAUUCUGACUUAUCUUCUCAGGGUGCGCACCUGGUAUGGUUGAUAUUUCAUGAUCCUUAAAACCGUCUAACGAUCACACAUAUUUAAAAAAAAAAUCCCCCCGAAGCCCUUUUUGAGAAGCACAGAUUAUCAUCGCCGAGCAGCAGAACAAGAAGUAGAGGAAGAGCCAAUGGCAAGGAAGUUUUUCGUCGGCGGAAACUGGAAAUGCAAUGGAACUACUGAGGAAGUGAAGAAGAUAGUCUCCACUCUUAAUGGAGGCGACGUGCCCAGCCCUGAUGUUGUUGAGGUCGUCGUGAGCCCUCCAUUUGUGUUUCUUCCUUUGGUGAAAACAACGUUGAGGCCAGAUUUCCAUGUGGCUGCACAAAAUUGCUGGGUGAAGAAUGGAGGUGCUUACACCGGUGAGGUUAGUGCGGAGAUGCUUGUGAAUUUGGACAUUCCCUGGGUCAUCCUUGGACAUUCUGAGAGGAGGAGUCUCUUAAAGGAAUCAAAUGAUUUUGUUGGGGAUAAGGUUGCUUAUGCACUUGCUAAGGGUUUGAAAGUGAUAGCUUGUGUUGGUGAGACUCUUGAGCAAAGGGAAGCUGGAUCCACCAUGGAAGUUGUUGCAGCUCAGACCAAAGCAAUAGCAGAGCGGGUAACAGAUUGGACUAAUGUUGUGUUGGCCUAUGAACCUGUGUGGGCAAUCGGGACAGGAAAAGUCGCUACCCCUGCACAGGCUCAGGAAGUACAUUCGGAACUGAGGGACUGGCUUCAAGCAAACACCAGCCCUGAAAUCGCAUCAACGACUAGAAUUAUCUAUGGAGGGUCAGUCAGUGGCGGAAACUGCAAGGAACUGGCAGCCAAGCCUGAUGUUGAUGGCUUCCUGGUCGGCGGGGCUUCUCUCAAGCCGGAAUUUAUCGACAUCAUCAAAUCAGCUGAGGUGAAGAAAAGUUCUUAAAACUUUGGCAUCAGCUCUCUAGAAGCUGACCAGUGUGGUGGAUAUGGUUAAUACGUAUCCUAAUCAUAAUGAUGUACGAAUUGAGUUAAUAAGUUGCAGUGGUUUGCAGCGAGACCCUUACCUCUAAAGUCUCUCAUCAAUUCUCUUCGGCUCUGCCAUUGAGAGAAAGGCCAAGCUUUGACCGUCUUGUGUGCCGUGACUUUUCACGUGUGAAUCCUGACUUGCUUCUGUAUUGUCUGGGUGAAUUGUGUAUUUACAUUUUUUGCUCUCUAUAAAUGUGCAUUUACUUGCGGGGCGACUCGAUCGAAGUCCAACUGUAAUUUUCUCAUAACCAAAGUCGUGCAGUGUUUUUUCAUGUUAUUUAUUAUCCAGACAUCCACCUGCAUGGCUUCAUUUAUAUGGCGGAAUUGCUUGUCCGGUCGGGUGAAUGAAUAGGUGGGUUGGCUCAGUUAGGUCGAGGUUAUAAAUAGCAGACCUCUCGGAUCCUCUUUAGAGAGCUUCGAUUUUUGUACAAAAUGAGAAAUAGAUAGAUUGUUUUAACCAGGAGAGCUUCGAUUUUUUUACAAAAUGGGAAAUAGAUAAAUUGUUUUAUCCGGGAGAUGACAAUAUGUCAGUCUGUUGUGCGCAAUACCUGACAGUGUUAG
Messenger RNA from Linum tenue, 1592 nucleotides. The record is from the annotation of a GenBank genome assembly. Lineage: Eukaryota; Viridiplantae; Streptophyta; Magnoliopsida; Malpighiales; Linaceae.